Euleptes europaea (tarantolino) is the source of this 5108-nucleotide messenger RNA. RefSeq names its product RAD54 homolog B (gene RAD54B). Gene Ontology annotation, molecular function: DNA translocase activity; ATP-dependent chromatin remodeler activity; ATP binding. NCBI's taxonomy places the organism in Eukaryota, Metazoa, Chordata, Lepidosauria, Squamata, Sphaerodactylidae. Gene Ontology annotation, cellular component: nucleus. Gene Ontology annotation, biological process: double-strand break repair via homologous recombination; reciprocal meiotic recombination. The transcript is spliced from 18 exons. The record is from RefSeq and is a predicted model, not a curated record.
CAGCUGAAUGGAACAUGAGGCGAUCGGCAGCUCCAAGUCAGAUGCUGCGGAAUUCAGCAAAAAAGCCAAGAUUUAUGCCUCCAGGGAAAGCCAAUACACUUGAUCUGAAGAAAGAGCCUGACCACUCAGACCUGGACGUUAAAAUAGCUGAGGUAGUAUUAAAGGAGAUAAACCUAGCUGAGCAGAGCUGGGAUCUGCCUGGUGCUUUCCGGCACUGCUUCUUCAGGCUGGAGGGAAGGAUGGUGGGGAAGGCCAGAUCCUCGAAUUUCACCUUGUCGGAAAAGCUUGAUUUGCUGAAACUUGUCAAGCCGUAUGUAAAAAUUCUCGAACAGCACACCAACAAGCACUCAGUCAUAGUGGAGAAAAACAAGUGCUGGGACAUCAUUGCUGAUAGCUACAAUGCCAUCGGAGUAGACCGCCCUCCGCGCACGGCGCAGGGCCUGCGCACGCUGUACAAGAGGCUCAAGGAAUACGCCAAGCAGGAGCUCCUGCAGCAGAAGGAGACCCACUCCGACUACAAGAGCUACAUCUCUGAGCCGACUAAGAAAGUUGUGGAGAUGAUCCCCCAGAUCUCCAGCGUGUGCUUGAGGGAGAGAAACAGCCUGCCAUGUGCUGCCUUGGAUAAAGAAACCCUUGCAACUACCAGUUCACCACAGUCCAUGUUAGAGCACCAUGCUGCAGCCAUCACUCUGGAGCUGGAUCAAGAGGAGGAGGAUGUCAAGCCGCCUCCCUCGUUGAUUGUGGAGCUGCAGCCACAGGAGGCCUUGGAGCAAAGAGACCAAGAGCACCUGGUCCACGUCAUGGAGAGGUCUCCCUCCACCUCCCUGUCUUCGGUUGAUAUAAGGAUGCUAUCUCCGUCCCCUAUCCCCAGAAGAGAUGAAUUUUUCAGGCUGGAAAGUGGGGAUCGAUUUCGGUCCACGUGUGGGGCCUACGGUCCACAGAUGUUGCAAAUGCUAAAAGAAGAGCAUCACAUAAUUUUGGAAAAUCAGAGGAAAAUUGGGCUGUAUAUUCAAGAAAAGAGGGAUGGCUUGAAAAGAAGGCAGGAGCUGGAAGAAGAGCUGUUGAGAGCAAAAAUUAAAAGCAAGAUGGCGGCCGAACGAGAGGUUUCGGAAGAGGAGCUCCUCUCCAAGGGAGACAACGACCGAGCCCUCGUCGCCUCGACAGGGCAGAGUCGUAAAGAUAGUUCCAACGGCCGCUCUUGCGGUCCCGCGGAGCUCGGCGCGGACGGUCCCAGCGCUCCAAAAAAGGCACGCGCCUCCAGCCCGCCUGGAAAUGGCGCUGGAAAUGGUGCCAAAAAUGGCGCCACAAUGAGGCGAGAGAGCCUUUACAAGGAGCGGAUAGAUCUCUCGCACGGAGUCCAGUAUCAGAGUUUGGAAGUAAGCUUAAGCGACCCGGAGUCCCCUUUGUCCCGCAGAGAAGCCUUCGAUUUGUUUAAUGGGGUUCUAGAUAGACAGUUGCAAAUGCUUCAAGCUUUCAGCGAAUCUAUUUCUCCUUUCCUUAAAAAUCUUGGACUUGAUCCAAGGAGUAAUCCUCUCUCCCAGAGCCAUUUAGAUCAGCAGAAGCACGGUAAAGGGGAACCCUCUAGAGGCCUUUGGCCGACCAAGGCAGCCAGAAAGGCCUCUGUUCAAAACCAAUUUAGACCUACACAGGAGGACGAUUCCUCCAAUAUGGCCGAUUCUGAAAAUGAAAGUAGAGAGGACGGGGAGUAUGAAUCUGAGGAAGAUUCCCCAGUCAUACUAGAAGAACAACAGCCUCGCCUUUUGGGGGCUGAGGAUUUCCAGAACCUUUUAAGCAAGGCUCUGGUGGCUCUUCACCUGGAUGAGGAUCCUGAGCCUGCCCCAGAGUCCAAGAAAUCUAGGAAGAAGGGAACAAAAGAAAAGAUAGACAAGUCUAUAACCUGGGAUCAAGACUUCCGGAACAGCCUCUCGUGGUGGUGCAGCUCCAAGAACCUCAGCAAGGGUCUCUUCUUCUUAACAGAGAAUCAAAUCCAACUGUUCACAGACACCAGCCUGGAAGGAUGGGGAGCGACAUGCCAAUCCCACAUAGCUCAAGGCAUCUGGUCAAAGAUGGAGAAACGACUACACAUCAAUGUACUUGAACUCAGAGCCAUACUCCUAGCCCUGAUUCAUUUUCAGAACCUGCUUGCACGUCGUCAUGUUCUUGUUCGAACGGACAAUGUGUCUGCCAAGGCACAUCUAAACAAGCAGGGGGGUUCCAAAUCAUCAAAGCUUCACAGGGAAGCAACCUUAAUUUUUUCCUGGGCAGAAAACAACGUGGUUUCCAUCGCGGCGGAGCACAUCAGGGGAGUACACAAUCUCCAAGCCGACUGGCUGAGCCGUCAGACCUUAGACGAGGGGGAAUGGUCCCUCAACAGAUCCAUUUUCCAGCAGGUAGCAGAGAGGUUCGGCCAGCCAUCGGUGGACCUGUUCGCCUCCGAGCAGAAUCACCUUCUUCCUCGCUUCUUCACAAGACGUAAGAAGGCUGAUCCUUUGAUCCCAGACGUCUCCAGAAUUUUAGAAUUUCUUCAUGAGGGCGCAGAGCAAGGUCUCAGGGCGGCCACGUUGCGCAGGCAGGUGGCGGCCAUUUCCACAGUUAUCACCUCAGUGGACGUACCUGUUCUUUCAGUUGAAGAGCUGGGCUCAGUCUGCGACUGAGGGAUCCGUUGUGAGCUCUCACUUUCCCUGAUGUGUCUUGUCCCCCUUACAGGGCUGGCAUGCACAGGGGCAGCAGAGGUUUCAAGUCAGCAAGAGGAGCCAAGCUGCCUCACAAAAUACUUCAGUGUCGUGUGGUGUAAGAUCUCAAAGAAAAAACACAAGAAGUGGGAAGGCGAUGCUGUUCUUAUUGUGAAGGGGAAAUCUGCAAUACUGAAAGACAUGGAAGGCAAAGACAUUGGAAGAGGCACUGGAUACAAAGCCAAAGACCUAGAAAAUCUCGAUGAAGGUCAGACUCUCAAGAUUGGAGGCAAAGAAAUUGAAGUGCUGGGUGUCAUUCAGGAAGAGGAUUUCCAAAGUGGCAAAUGUUUUCAGACUGCUGGGGAGAUUCUAGUGGAUACGUUGAAUUUCUCGAAAUCUACCGUGAAGCCGUUCUGUAACCCUCUCAAAAAUGUUUGCACUCAAGAAAAGUUGCUCAAAGGCUCCCAGAACUGUAAACCUCGUCAUGAUCCAUGUGCACCAAAUUGCCUAGUUAUGCCACACCCAACCCUAAAUCACCAGCAGAUGUUCAAUAAAGUGGAUUUGCCUAUCGUGGAUGUGGUCGUAGAUCCUCACGUUGUAAAUUAUCUUCGGCCGCACCAGCGAGAAGGAGUAAUAUUUCUUUAUGAAUGCGUGAUAGGAAUGAGAGCGAGUGGUAGAUGUGGAGCUAUUCUUGCCGAUGAAAUGGGCUUAGGAAAAACACUGCAGUGCAUUUCACUCAUCUGGACUCUCCUGCGUCAGGGGCCCUAUGGAUGCAAGCCUGUAAUAAAACAAGUCCUGAUAGUCACUCCUGGGAGCCUGGUGAAGAACUGGGGAAAAGAAUUUCAAAAGUGGCUGGGAAAUGAAAGACUCAAGGUGUUUUUAGUUGAUCAGGAUCACAAGGUGGAAGAGUUCAUCAGUUCUCCCCUUUAUCCGGUCCUGGUCAUUAGUUAUGAGAUGCUUCUGCGGUCCUUGGACCAAAUUCAGAAGAAUGAGUUCAGUCUCAUAAUCUGUGAUGAGGGACACCGUUUGAAAAACACCUCCAUUAAGACCAGCGCUGCCCUUGCCAGACUACCUUGUGAAAGAAGAAUUAUUCUUACAGGUACUCCAGUACAAAAUGAUCUGCAAGAAUUUUAUGCAUUAAUAGACUUUGUAAAUCCUGGAAUACUUGGUCCUUUGUCUGCAUACAGAAAAGUAUAUGAGGAACCUAUUAUGAGAUCGCGAGAGCCUUCGGCAACAACGGAAGAAAUUGAACUAGGGGAGAGAAGGGCAGCAGAGCUCACCCGCCUGACUGGACUCUUUAUUCUGAGAAGAACCCAAGGGGCAAUCAGCAAAUUUCUCCCUCCUAAGGAGGAGAGCAUCCUUUUCUGCCAUCCAACAGCCCUGCAGCUUGAGCUCUAUCGAAGGCUGCUACGUUCUCAGGUGGUCAGAUCUUGCCUGCAAGGGAGCCUAGAGAACAGCCCCCAUUUAAUAUGUAUUGGGGCUCUGAAAAAACUUUGCAACCAUCCCUGGCUCCUCUUCAAAACAAUAAAGGAGAAAGAACAUAACCUAAAUUGUGAUGAACAAGAAAAACUGAAUCUCUGCGAGGGUUUGCUUGGCAUUUUUUCUGACGAAUAUACUCCAAUGUCUUUCUUGGAGACGGACUCAGGAAAAUUGCAGGUGCUGACUCAGCUGCUGGCCAACAUUCGUGAACGCAGCCCUUCGGAAAGAGUCGUCGUGGUAUCUAAUUACACCCAGAUGCUAAAUGUGUUGCAAGAGGUUUGCAAGCGGUAUGGAUAUUCCUACACAAGACUUGAUGGCAACACGCCUGUCUCCCAACGACAACAGAUUGUUGAUGGUUUUAAUAGCAAUUUUUGUCCAGCGUUUGUCUUUCUGCUGAGUUCAAAGGCAGGUGGUGUGGGCCUGAACCUCAUUGGAGCAUCCCACUUAAUCCUAUAUGAUAUUGACUGGAAUCCAGCCACUGAUAUUCAGGCCAUGGCCAGAGUGUGGCGAGAUGGACAGAGGCAUACAGUACAUAUCUACAGGCUUCUUACAACAGGUACGAUUGAAGAGAAAAUCUAUCAGAGGCAGAUCAGCAAGCAAGGUCUGUCUGGGGCUGUUGUAGACCUUUCCAAGGGAUCUGAACACAUCCGUUUCUCUGUUGAAGAACUCAGAAAUCUCUUUAUACUGCAUGAAGAUUCACAGUGUGUUACCCAUGAUCUGCUGGAAUGUAAGUGCAUGGGAAAGAAAGAUGAUCAAGGACUUCCAGAAAAACCUUCUGUAUGGGAAGACUGCCAGCUUGGCCAAAGCAAUGGGAAACUCAACUCCAAAAAAACCUUGUCCAUGUCACAGCUGAUGCAGUGGAAACACCUGUCUGGGGAGCAUGAGAACCUGCCUGGUCCCUUCCUCGAAAGAAUGAAAGGAAAUAUUACGUUCAUUUUCCAAAAUGUGACCAAUUGA